AUGGGUUCUCAUGGUUCCCCUGUCUCGGUUUAUUGGAAUGGCGAUUCGAGAAGGAACAUCAUCUUGUGGAUGGACCAUAGGGCUCUUGACCAAGCCGAGCGAAUUAAUUCUCACAAUUCACCGAUAUUGCAAUUUAAUGGUGGGAGUGUCUCCCCAGAAAUGCAAGCUCCAAAGAUCAGGUUAUAUUUCCUUGGUAGCAUGGCAGCAGCACCCAAUCAGACCACAACCUCGGCGGGUGUGCUCUGCAAUCUUGGCCACCGUCGGCAGGUACGACCUCCGCCGCCACUGAAAGCUACCCCUCCUCAUCACCAUCAACGCCAAGGCGACUUGGAUCAGGGAGCAUAUGGAGCGACACUUGCAGAGGCGAUGUCAGCGGCUGUCGAGUGCUGA
Molecule: messenger RNA, 390 nt
Organism: Triticum turgidum subsp. durum (durum wheat)
Lineage: Eukaryota; Viridiplantae; Streptophyta; Magnoliopsida; Poales; Poaceae
Source: the annotation of a GenBank genome assembly